Messenger RNA from Laccaria bicolor S238N-H82, 723 nucleotides. RefSeq lists its product as uncharacterized. The transcript is spliced from 8 exons. The record is from RefSeq and is a predicted model, not a curated record. NCBI's taxonomy places the organism in Eukaryota, Fungi, Basidiomycota, Agaricomycetes, Agaricales, Hydnangiaceae. The coding region runs from base 1 to 723 and encodes 240 amino acids.
AUGGGGGAUGCGAGUCCGGAGCUGGUGGGGGGGUAUAGUGAAUUUGCUUCCCAAGCAAGCUUGUUCUCAACGACCACAACGUCGCCGGCCUUACUGCCUUUUUGCAUCACUCAUGGUCUCAUUCUCUACUGCUCUUGUGAUGUUUCAAGUAGGAGAAUGAUUUCUGGAUUGAAUGGACACAGCACUAAUGGCAUUCUGCACCCAGCAUUCCGCAACAUUCUCAGUCGUCCCGAGCUUAGGGGAUCCAAUACCCCACUACCUACCCCAGCUAUGUUCCCACCACCCACCCAAGAACGACGCCGUACUUGUCUUCAAACUAUCCUGCACGGCUUACGGCAUACGGUCAUCACAGGAACGUUAACGUUGAUGCCUCCUUUCAUGAUUGCUACACGGGGUGAUUCACCAACGGUUGAUGGAUUGGGAGUGAUUCACGACGAGCGAGAAGACGUGUUCUGGUCCAACUUCGGCUUUAGCGAAUACGUGAACGUUGUCUAUGAAAUGGAGACAUCAACAGGUGGAAUCUCAAUGUAUUCGAUUUUCAAGAUUCAGCCGACGUCGAUAGCCUUCGGAUACCGCCGCGUAUGCGCAGCCGCGAAGACUGAGGAGGGUCCACGUUGGACAGGACCAGGUCUACGUCGAUCGCCAUGUUUGCGAAUGACGCCACCAUAUGUACAUACGCUGCUCAAGCCCGUUCGACGUAUUCUCUUCCCCUCCAAGCACUAG